AUGGCGGGAAUUUUCCGGUUGCAGGACUCGUCUGAAUACGACUACGGGUCAGAUCCGACUGGCUCAGGCAUGUGUGACAGAGGGUGGGUCAGGGAUUUCCGUGGCCAGUGGGAACCGCCUCUCUUCUGGAUCAUCUUCCUCCUGGGCGCCGUGGGGAACCUGCUGGUGGUCUGGAUCUACACCACCGUGCGCCACCGCCUGAAAACCAUGACCGACGUGUACCUGCUCAACCUGGCCGUGGCCGACCUCCUCUUCCUGUGCAUGCUGCCCUUCUUGGCGGUCGAUUCUAUCAAGGGCUGGAACUUUGGAAUCAGCCUCUGCAAAAUAGUUUCAGCGGUCUAUAAAAUCAACUUCUUCAGUGGCAUGCUCCUGCUCACCUGCAUUAGCGUGGACCGCUACAUCGCUAUCGUGCAAGUCACCAAGGCCCAGAACCUGAAGAAAAAGAGGCUGUUCUACAGCAAGCUGGCCUGCCUGGGUGUCUGGACGUUCUCCGCUCUGCUGGCCCUCCCCGAGUUCAUUUUCGCCCAGGUGACUGACCGAAAUGGGCAGGUUUUGUGUACUCUGGUUUACUGGAACAACGCGUUCAACCGCACGAAGAUCCUUGUUCUGUCCCUGCAGAUCUGCGUGGGCUUCUUCCUCCCUCUGCUCGUCAUGUUAUUCUGUUACUCGGUCAUCAUUCGCACACUCCUGCAGGCCAAGAGCUUCGAGAAGCACAAGGCCCUGCGGGUCGUCUUUGUCGUGGUGUUUGUGUUUGUUCUCUCUCAAGACAAGAAGGGGUCUCGGGGGCUGGCGAGGGCUCCUCCUCGGCCUCCUAAUCCCCAGGCCCAGCCAUCCCUUCAGGGCAUGCCUCAGAUCUCAUUGUCCCAGAGCGGGACCCCCGCUCCCCGCUUCAAGGAGCCUGCUAAAGGCACCUUUCAAGCCGGGGCGAUGUCUCCCGGAUGA
Messenger RNA from Gasterosteus aculeatus aculeatus (three-spined stickleback), 942 nucleotides. Lineage: Eukaryota; Metazoa; Chordata; Actinopteri; Perciformes; Gasterosteidae. The record is from RefSeq and is a predicted model, not a curated record.